This is a messenger RNA of Trichophyton benhamiae CBS 112371, 1404 nucleotides long. Its product is annotated as MFS monosaccharide transporter, putative. Gene Ontology annotation, biological process: transmembrane transport; carbohydrate transport. The record is from RefSeq and is a predicted model, not a curated record. The transcript is spliced from 11 exons. Gene Ontology annotation, cellular component: membrane. Gene Ontology annotation, molecular function: carbohydrate:proton symporter activity. NCBI's taxonomy places the organism in Eukaryota, Fungi, Ascomycota, Eurotiomycetes, Onygenales, Arthrodermataceae. The coding region runs from base 1 to 1404 and encodes 467 amino acids.
AUGAACGAAGUUACUGGUCAACAGACCGCUGGGUCUAUAAACCAGGCAAAGAAGACAAGUUGGUUUGGAAAUGUUGCACAAAACCCGUUCAUAUUUGGUGUUGCACUGUUUUCAACCCUCGGUGGCUUCCUCUUUGGCUAUGAUCAGGGAGUUGUUUCGGGAGUCCUCACCAUGGAGUCCUUUGGCGCAAAGUUCCCUCGCGUCUAUAAUGAUAGCGGUUUUAAGGGAUGGUUUGUGUCAACGUUACUUCUGGGUAGAAAGAUGUGUGUGAUCACAGCAGUUGUUGUGUUCGUCAUCGGAUCUGCUAUUCAGGCCGGAGCCGUCAAUAUUCCAAUGCUCUUUGCCGGUCGUGCCAUUGCCGGAUUCUCCGUGGGACAACUGACUAUGGUGGUGCCUUUAUAUAUAUCUGAGGUGUCUCUACCAGAUAUUCGAGGUGGACUCGUUGUAUUACAACAAUGUGGAACAGUCGAGAAGCCCGUUUUUGACCCCUACAAAGAUGUUGGACCAAACGGCUGUGAUGGGCAAUCAGAUGCGUCUUGGAGAGUUCCGUUGGCCUUCCAGAUUCUUCCAGCGUUGGUUUUAGGAGUUGGAACGCUCUUCUUCCCAGACUCACCAAGAUGGCUGUUUAUGAAAGACCGUGAAGAGGAGGGACGCCAGUCACUUGCAACACUACGACAGAAACCUAUUGGUCACCCAUCUAUCGAGACUGAAUUCCUCGAAAUAAAAGCAUCCGUUAUUCUUGAAAAUACGUUUGCUAAGGAAAACAGUUCAUGGGGUGCAAUGUCCUCCCUCCUGGCUACUGGUGUAUAUGGAAUCAUCAACUGCAUUAGCACUCUUCCAGCUUUAUUCUGGAUAGAUAGACUAGGACGUCGAAUGCUUCUAAUGUGCGGUGCAGCUGGAACCUUCAUUUCACUGGUUAUUGUCGGCGCUAUCAUCGGUGCUUACGGUUCCAAUUUCAAAGCUCAUGCCGCCGCUGGAUGGGUUGGGGUUGUGUUCAUCUACCUCUAUGAUGUCAAUUUCUCUUAUUCGUUUGCCCCAAUUGGAUGGGUAUUGCCAUCCGAGAUUUUCCACCUCUCAAUCCGUUCUAAGGCUAUCUCGAUUACUACAUCAACCACGUGGAUGUGCAAUUUUAUCAUCGGCCUGGUAACCCCUGGCAUGCUUGACAAAAUUGGAUGGGGAACAUAUAUCUUUUUUGCCGCAUUCUGUCUUAUUGCCUUUGUUUUCACGUAUCUAUUUGUCCCGGAAACAAGAGGAAAGACGUUGGAGGAGAUGGACAGUGUCUUUGGCGAUACUGAAGCGCAUGAAGAACAAAAGCGUAUCAUGCAGAUCGAAGCAAGCCUUCGCGGGACUGCUAUUGGUGAUUCAGAUGCUGUUAAAGCGAAGGUAUUGGAAGAAUCUGUAUAG